UUCCGAGAAUUUAUUUUUAAUUUUUUACAAUUUUUUUACAAUUUUGCCGGUUAGAAUGAAGGUCAUUUUCUUACUGUGUUUUGUGGGCGUGGCGUUGGCCCAGAAGCAGUACGUGUGGGAUCUGCUGAAACCGGCGCUGAACGCGGCGGAAGUGCAGGCUAUUUUGGCUAACCGCGACGCCGGCCAGUUUCCUAUGUAUGCGACAAUCCCGGAGACCCGGUUCAGCUGUACGUCGAAGAAGCAGGCGGGCUUCUACGCCGACCCGGAGGCGCAGUGUCAGGUCUUCCACCGCUGCGAUAUCAACGGCAACCAGACCAGCUAUUUGUGUCUGAACAGCACGUUGUUCAACCAGGUCACGCUUGUCUGCGAUUAUUUCUUCAACGUCGACUGCCAACGGUUCACGUCGUACGAGGAUUUCGCCAAUUCGCGUCUGUACACCGACCAGCCGCUCUUCGACACCCCGCCCAACGACUACGUCCCGCCCGGCGUCGGCGCCGCGCAGAUCGUCGCCUCCGGCUCGGCCGUGGCCGGGAGUGGCGCGCCCCGUCCCGCCGCCCGCCCGCCCAUCAAACCGCAGCCGCGCCGCCGCACCUAAGAUUCCCGGCCCUCUGUCGUUAAUUUCCCAUCGCCUGCUUUGCUUUCAUUCCUGACUUACCAGUUCUAAUUGCUCUGCUGAAUGCACAUCAUGCGCAUAGUCGAGUUUUCGUCUUUCGCUUUCGCUUUAUCAAGAGCGCUGUAACACGUAUCAUCAAGUUAAUUUUGGUCCAUACAUUUAAUUCGAGAGAUAUUCCUGUAAUUUUCCCGUACUGUCCAACCGCUUAAUUAAUCACCUGGCACUGGAGCGCUGCUGCACAAAUUCAUCCACUAUCCGCUCAAUAAAUGUCAGUGUCGCAGAACACACAAUUUAAUAUUGCCGAUCGUCAACAAACAGAACAACAAUUAACAAAAAAAGCCUCAAUACAAAAAUCGAGUACGUGCAAUAACAAUUCCAAGGCC
This is a messenger RNA of Paramacrobiotus metropolitanus, 996 nucleotides long. RefSeq names its product U-scoloptoxin(01)-Er1a-like. Lineage: Eukaryota; Metazoa; Tardigrada; Eutardigrada; Parachela; Macrobiotidae. The transcript is spliced from 2 exons. The record is from RefSeq and is a predicted model, not a curated record. Bases 56 to 595 code for a protein of 179 amino acids. Gene Ontology annotation, molecular function: chitin binding. Gene Ontology annotation, cellular component: extracellular region.